Schizosaccharomyces japonicus yFS275 is the source of this 1673-nucleotide messenger RNA. Its product is annotated as rRNA methyltransferase. The record is from RefSeq and is a predicted model, not a curated record. Gene Ontology annotation, cellular component: nucleolus; nucleus. Gene Ontology annotation, molecular function: RNA methyltransferase activity; methyltransferase activity; RNA binding. The transcript has 3 exons. Bases 157 to 1554 code for a protein of 465 amino acids. Lineage: Eukaryota; Fungi; Ascomycota; Schizosaccharomycetes; Schizosaccharomycetales; Schizosaccharomycetaceae. Gene Ontology annotation, biological process: rRNA base methylation.
CAUAUCUUGAAACCCUAAUACACUUGAACUUAAACUAUACCUGUUUUAUCUUCGCUUAUUUUUCAUGAACUAAAUCACCGGAAUGCUACACUAUUCGUACGGUACCAUUUGGUCCAAAAAAAAAAUCAAAAAAAAUCGCCCAGUAAUACCUCCAGGAUGGACUUUUAUGUGCAUGCUGCAGGCGUUUUGGAUGAUUUAAAAGAGAGGAAAGGUUCAAUUAAGCAACUUGCAUUCAAGAAUAAAAAGUUUGAUCCUAAACGUACCUAUGCUUUAGUUUGCGAGACCUUAAAAUACACUAAGGUUCUGGACGAAGUCAUUGAACGGUCUGAGUUGCUUAAAAAGGAAAAGAAACUCACAAGAAACCUUGCUAUAGUUUUGGUUCAUGAUCUUCUUCUUACGAAACGAGGAAUCCAAGCAUCCGGCGGUUUAUAUAAAGAUGCGAUAUUACGAAACAAAACACGUUUAAACGGUGAAUUUGUGAAAUAUAAGAUUCAAAAAGGCGCCAAGUCCAACGAGGAGCUAGCGUUGAAGAAUCCCGUAAAUCUCCCUCGAUGGGUCCGUGUGAACACAAUUCUUUCAAACAAGGAGGAAGUGAUUAAAGGACUCGGUGUUGAACCUGUCGACUCAAUUGAUGCAUUGGUACCCGGUAAAGUGUAUUUUGACGACUGCGUGGAGAAUUUACUUGCGCUGGAAAGCAACAUCUCAUUCGUUGGUAAUGAACUGUACGAGAAGGGAAAAAUCAUUAUUCAAGAUAAGGCUUCCUGCUUUCCUGCCGCUGUUUUGCAUGGCAUGCCCGGACCUGUCGGUGACAUUAUUGAUGGUUGCGCGGCGCCAGGCAACAAGACUACCCAUCUGGCAGCUCUGUAUCCGAAUGCAAAGAUAUUUGCUUUUGAGCGUGACGCUUAUCGUGUGAAAACGCUUCAGAAAAUGGUUCGUAUCUCUGGAGCCAAAAAUGUUGAGAUCCAACAUAUGGACUUCACCCAUACUGAUGUUCAUGACGAGAAGUAUGCCAAUGUUACACACAUUCUUUUGGAUCCUUCAUGUUCUGGCUCAGGUAUUGUUAGUCGACAGGACUUCUUGUUGGUAAAUGAGCAAGAUCCUGUUGAUGAAGGUGAUCGAAAAGAGAAUUUGAGCAAGUUUCAAUCCACAAUUCUCAAGCACGCUCUGUCUUUCCCCAAUGUACGAAACGUUACAUACUCUACAUGUUCCGUUCAUCGAGAAGAAAAUGAACAAGUAGUCGAUGAAGUGUUAAAACAAGAGAAGGACUGGUCUUGCGCGCCACUCGAAUCUACUCUUCCACAAUGGCCAGACCGUGGUGUACCUGAAUAUUGCAGUGAUCCAUCCAUGGCCGGCGGAAUGAUCCGCUGUGAGCCGGGACGCUAUGGUACCAUUGGUUUUUUUGUUGCGAAUCUGUUUCACAAUAAACGGUAUGCAGAAGCAACUAGUACGGCUACUCGUCCGUCUGUGACAAAUUCGAAGAGUAAACGUAAAAGAAAGAAGAAAAACGCCAAAGGAAACAAAAAGGCAAAGAACAAUGCUGGUGAUCAGGCGUAAACGUGUAUCUCACUUUUAUCAUUUUAAAAACUAAGGUUUGGUUAUUAAACGAACGAUUCAAGAAUAAUAAAUAGACUGUUAAAAUAGGUAUUUCAUGCGCCAUCUGUGUUAGACGUUGC